Balaenoptera musculus (blue whale) is the source of this 10200-nucleotide messenger RNA. RefSeq names its product grainyhead like transcription factor 2 (gene GRHL2). Gene Ontology annotation, molecular function: RNA polymerase II cis-regulatory region sequence-specific DNA binding; DNA-binding transcription activator activity, RNA polymerase II-specific. Bases 106 to 1935 code for a protein of 609 amino acids. The record is from RefSeq and is a predicted model, not a curated record. Lineage: Eukaryota; Metazoa; Chordata; Mammalia; Artiodactyla; Balaenopteridae. The transcript has 16 exons. Gene Ontology annotation, cellular component: nucleus. Gene Ontology annotation, biological process: neural tube development; brain development; regulation of transcription by RNA polymerase II.
AUGUCACAAGAGUCGGACAAGUAAGUGGAUCACACGCGCCGGCUGCUGCUACUACCACUUUGGGCUGAUGGCAACUGUAAUAAACGACUGGUGGCCUUAGUGCCCAUGCCCAGUGACCCUCCAUUUAAUACCCGAAGAGCCUACACCAGUGAGGAUGAAGCCUGGAAGUCGUAUUUGGAGAACCCCCUGACGGCGGCCACCAAGGCAAUGAUGAGUAUCAACGGUGAUGAGGACAGCGCCGCCGCCCUUGGCCUGCUGUAUGACUACUACAAGGUUCCUCGAGACAAGAGGCUGCUGUCUGUAAGCAAAGCAAGUGACAGCCAAGAAGACCAGGAUAAAAGAAACUGUCUUGGCACCAGUGGAGCCCAGAGUAGUUUGAGUGGAGGAGAAAACCGAGUGCAGGUCCUAAAGACUGUUCCAGUGAACCUUUCCCUAAAUCAAGACCACCUGGAGAAUUCAAAACGGGAACAGUAUAGCACGAACGUCUCUGAGAGCCCAGCCGUCGUCCCCAUGGCGGGAAUCACAGUGGUGAAGGCCGAAGAUUUCACACCGGUUUUCACGGCCCCACCUGUGCACUAUCCCCGGGGAGAUGGUGAGGAACAACGCGUGGUUAUCUUUGAGCAGACUCAGUAUGGCGUGCCGUCCGUGGCCAGCCAUAGCGCCUACCUCAAGGAUGAUCAGCGCAGCACCCCGGACAGUACCUACAGCGAGAGCUUCAAAGACGGAAACACAGAGAAAUUUCGGAGUGCUUCAGUUGGGGCUGAGGAGUACAUGUAUGACCAGACAUCAAGCGGCACAUUUCAAUACACCCUGGAAGCCACCAAAUCUCUCCGUCAGAAGCAGGGGGAGGGUCCCAUGACCUACCUCAACAAGGGACAGUUCUAUGCCAUCACGCUCAGCGAGACGGGGGACAACAAGUGCUUCCGACACCCCAUCAGCAAAGUCAGGAGCGUGGUAAUGGUGGUCUUCAGUGAAGACAAAAACCGGGAUGAACAGCUGAAAUACUGGAAGUACUGGCACUCUCGACAGCACACGGCCAAGCAGAGGGUCCUCGACAUCGCUGAUUACAAGGAGAGCUUUAAUACGAUUGGCAACAUUGAAGAGAUUGCAUAUAAUGCUGUUUCCUUCACCUGGGACGUGAAUGAAGAAGCUAAGAUUUUCAUCACUGUGAAUUGCCUGAGUACAGAUUUCUCCUCCCAAAAAGGAGUGAAAGGACUUCCUUUGAUGAUUCAGAUUGAUACAUACAGUUAUAAUAAUCGUAGCAAUAAACCCAUUCAUAGAGCUUAUUGCCAGAUCAAGGUCUUCUGCGACAAAGGAGCAGAAAGAAAAAUCCGAGACGAAGAGAGGAAGCAGAACAGGAAGAAGGGGAAAGGCCAGACCUCCCAAACCCAAUGCAACAACUCCUCUGAUGGGAAGUUGGCGGCGAUACCGUUACAGAAGAAGAGUGACAUCACCUACUUCAAGACAAUGCCUGAUCUGCACUCCCAGCCCGUCCUCUUCAUACCCGAUGUUCACUUUGCAAACCUGCAGAGGACAGGACAGGUGUAUUACAACACGGAUGAUGAACGAGAAGGCAGCAGUGUCCUUGUGAAACGGAUGUUCAGGCCCAUGGAAGAGGAGUUUGGUCCAGCACCUUCUAAGCAGAUGAAGGAAGAAGGGAUGAAGCGAGUGCUUUUGUACGUGAGGAAGGAGACAGACGACGUGUUUGACGCCUUGAUGUUGAAAUCCCCCACCGUGAGGGGCCUGAUGGAAGCGAUAUCUGAGAAAUAUGGGCUGCCCGUGGAAAAGAUAACAAAGCUUUACAAGAAAAGCAAAAAAGGCAUCCUGGUGAACAUGGACGACAACAUCAUCGAGCACUACUCGAACGAGGACACCUUCAUCCUCAACAUGGAGAGCGUGCUGGAAGGCUUCAAGGUCACGCUCAUGGAGAUCUGAGCCCUCAGGGCCUUUCUCCCCGGGGGAGCCGGAAGCCCGGGCCCUGCAGACCCCCCUCGCCCAUCUCACAACUGCUGUUACACGACCGCGCCGGGGAGCGGGCCAAGGCCCAAAGCCCCGUGUUUGGUCCGUGCGUUUGGUCCGCCCACCGGCUCCUGCCGCGGAGCCGCAGCCCGAGCCCCUCGGGAAAGGGCCUUGCGCCUGUUGGAUCCUUAUUUAUUGUCCACCUUUCUCCGGAGCCCGGGGCCCAGGCCCGCCAGGGCUCUGCAGGUCACUGCUGGCUCCCGGUGCCACCGUCCAGAGCCCUCCCCUUCCAUCCAUUCAUCCCGAAGGGCCUGAGGAUGCUCGCCCCUGCCGUCUCACCGCCUCACGUCUCCUGAGCGGACGGACAGAACGAGCCGUUUCCCUCAUCAGAGGUCGGGGGACAGGUGGACGCCCCUUCCUGGUUAGAAACCUUCAGGCUGCUCUGGGACGGUCAUCUCGCCGAUGCCCCCAGGGGUUCCCAGCGAGUGGCCACCAGGCCAUGUACAGGAAGACAUUCAGCCACUGUGUAAUUAGUAAGUAACCUAGAAGGUGUGCCCGGCUACCCGUGUACAUAGUGUUUAUAAUAUGGCAAUAAUAUAUUCUACCUGUGGUAUGUGGGCAUGUUUACUGCCACUGGCCGGGGGAGGCACCUACCUGGAGACCCUGCUUUCUCCAAGAGGCUUCUGCCUCUGUGCUGUUCAGGAGACGCGCUGGGCGAGGGAAGUGGCCUUCGGGGUGUCGGGUGACUGCAGUGGGUGCAGAGACGGCCACUCCCGUGGGCACGCGCGGGGCCUCGGUCCCUGUCCGCAGAGGGCGCCCUGUUCCCUCUCCAUGGGCACUGCCCGCCCCGGAGGCCACUGAGUUUAUCUCACGGCGAUGCGCUUUGCCUGACUCUCCCUCUGAGCUGUCUCGUGGCAAAGGUCAGAUUGUCUGAGGCCCCAGCUCCUCCCGCUUUGGUGUCGGCACCGCCUGAACUUUCUGGAGAGACGGCAGGGGGGUUGCCACCAGGGCCCCGUCUCUUGGGCCCCCUGCAGAACUCCUUGGCUAUCGUGAGGAUCCUGGCCACCGUGAGUGCCUCGCAGUUUACAAGCACGCCCUUCAUCACAAGUGGCCCCCUUAAAGCCCAACUGCGGUCCCGAGAGCGAGGCCGACAGUUCAGCUCUGGGUCUCCAGGCCACAGCGGCCUCCCAGGGCUCCGCCGCCUCUGCUCCCAGCUGCUGGAUGUGGAGGGAGCGAGCGAGAAUGCCCCAAGAGCCCUGGCCCUUCGGAAAGCAGCGUCCAGAGGAAGACGGAGAGAGAAGGUUUGCCCUCCUGCUGGGUGCCCUGGCAGAUGAAAAGAAACGCUUCCCCAAACGAUCACGACGUCAUGGACCGUCCAGGCCACAGUUCUCUUUGAGGGGACAGGAACGUGGUCUAGGGUCUGUGCUCACCUUUGCGGGUUGAAGCACUAGCUUUUUACUAGCCAGCAAACCCUCCACCCAAGGUCCCAGGUCUAGGACAGGUUCUCCGUAAGGACCCAUUUGUCUGUAAAGCACUUUGAUGUCUUACCUGGGGGCUUUCUCUUCCAGGGCUCCCUGCCCUCCCACCCCACUGCCCCUGAGGCCCAGAGCCGGACGGGAGGGCUGCUUCCAGCCCAGCUGUUUGUCCUGGAGGCUGCAGAGGAUUUGAAUGGAAUGGCGGGCAGGUGCAGAGCCUAGGAAGAUCUCUGGGUGUGGUGAGGAGGCACCUUUCUGUGUCUUCUGGACACAUUACCCCUCUCUGUGGUGCCAAAGGUUACAUCCUGGAUUCACCUCUGCUCCAGCCUGUCGCCUCCUCCUCCACUCUGUGACUGCCAUGCCCCGGACCGGCAUCUGGGGGACCCUCCUGGGUACUAAUGGGGCUCAUUGAUGGGAGUGCAUGAUGUACAAUGCGCCUCCCAUGCUCCUUGCCUGAGGGGCGGUUUCAGACAUGAUCGGCAGACGUAAUGGCGAAUACUAUUGGGCCGGGGCACAGCACUCCAGAGUAGGAAAAAGAGAAAAUCUUUGGCAAUCUGACACGGGUUACCUAGCCUUCUCUCUCCAGCCUUUGGGGAAAAAUAUGUUGGCUGAUCCUGCCCUAGGCAGAAGAUGAAUCAGAGAGGCUUUUGCCUUUGUCCCAGGUCCCUGCGCAAUGAUCGCGGUGACCACUGCCAGAACAAAGCAUAUGAGGUCAGUGCCAGCAAAGGGUGGUGCAGUGUCCCCUCUCAUUUGAUCUGUCCCCAUCUUACCACGUCCCUUUGCAUUCCCGGUGUGCCCAUGGCUUAGCUUCGAUGUGGCCUUCACUAUGUAUAUGAGCAGAGCUUUGAUGAGCAAAAUUGUCCAAGAAAAAACACUCCAGAGAGAUAGGAAAACUUGCCUCCUCUUCUUUUUCUGUCCCUUAAUAAAUAAGCUUUAAAAAAAAAAAAAUCCAUGUAAGACAAGGGACAUGUGAAACAAGUGUUUUUCUUAUACUUACCCAAAUUGCUUAGACUUUAUGGGUGUUUAGAAAUUGGGUCCAACAGAAAAAUGCAGUCGGGUGUCAUCUUGGAAUUGGAUCCUAAAAGACUAAGGCACGUCCCAGCCCAGAAACUUAAGAAGCAUGAACUGAAUCAAACAUUUAUUUUCCUUAUUUAAAAUUAUGCAAAUGCAACAGAAGCAGAGGGCUUGUGCCAAAUUCUAUGAACAGCCCUUUCUUAAAGACAAGCAAGGAAGACUGCUAGAUGGACAAUUUGCUCUCGUGUUAAAAAAAAAAAAAAAAACAAAGGCAAAUGUAACUUAAUAGUUUUGUAAAUGGGAGAGGGGGAAUCUAUAAACUAUAAAUACAGUUAUUUUAUUUUUUGUACAUUUUUAAGAAGAAAAAAAUAAAUAUUCCUAACACUCGACUGUCCGGUGUUUUCCAUGAGGUUGGUAUUGGGGCUCUUUGCCUGACUGGAAAGAAGCCUCUGUGUGAGCGGGGAAGGUUCUAGGCUCCCCUUGGGCACCUCAGGUCCUGGGCUCCAACACAGCAGACAUUUCCUCUUCUGGCUGCUUUGUUGUGCCCAACCCCAAGGUUAAAUGAGAAGACGGCUGAAGACAUCACAAGGCCUUUGGUGUAACCACGACAGGCCACCAGCGUGGCUAUUCUUCCAGUUCCCAGGGCAGGAAGUAGGCUCUGUCCAUCUGCAUUUGCCUUCCUCAGUCCCAGCUCCCUCACCACCACUUCAAUGUACCACGAGAGCUUUCCCGUCCCUUAGUUCAUCCUCACCCACCUCUCCACAGAGACUAAAACCACGUGGCUGAAACGCCAACCUCAUCGUGACAGUCUCUUGCCCUGGAACCCACAGCCUCGCUAGUAUCUGUCAGCUCAAAUCCCAGUAUUUCUCGGCAUUUCCUCAGUGGCCACGCACACUCCUUCAGCCAUCCUCCACGAUUAGCUCCCGAGAGCCUCUCUGUUCCAAACAAGUAGCGCUUCUAUGUUCUUCCACCUCUCUGUCUGUCCAUGUCCACAGCUUUCAAAUCUUGGCUAAAAAUUUGCCUAGGGAAAGCUUUCUCUGACCAACUUUGACCCCCUUGGCAUCCUCAGCAGCCUCCGUGCCUGGACCAGUGGGCAGCAAAGAGGAGGUCAGGAGAAGUGCUUGUUGAGGAGGCUUCUGGAGAGAUCCUGGGAUUAGAAAUGGGCCAAAGGCCCAUUGCCACGAUCCAUGUUCCGCAGUCUCAGUAGGAGGUCUGAAUGUAUUCCCCACAGGCCCGAGGAGGUCCUGCCGGGCAUGCACUGGUCUCCACAUCUCCCCUGAGGCAGUCCUCCCUUGACCCGUGGCAGCCAUAGUCCUGCUGUGAACUCUGCUCCCCAUGUGUGCCAACCCCCCCCCCCACACCUCCCUGUACUGGGACUCCGGGUAGGUAAAGCUGUCAGGGCCACAGGGUCCAGUACCAGCUCUUGCCUUCAUCGCUAUGCCAGCUCAGCUCAGUUACUAUGGACCAGGCAUUGUGUCCGGUGCUGGGGAGUAAGAGGCACAUUAGAUGCAGUCCAUCCUCAGAGGCUGCGAUGUGCCCAGUGAUAACAGCCUGGCAUCGUCAGCACCGGGAUAGGGGUUCACUCUGGGAGAGUCAAGGCUCAACAGUCACCCCAGUCCUAAGGCAUACAAUCCCCUCUUACCCUUAGACUUUCACAAUGUGAUGAGAGGUCACCAAACGCUAAUCUCACUUUAGGAAGGCUGCCAACUCAAGUGUCUGAGCCCCUGUAUCUCUGAGGGUCAAUGGCACAUUAACAACACCCAGGGCAGCAAAUGCCCAGGACCUAUCUAAGUCCUGGACAUGUGGUCAUCAUUUUAGUGUAGAGAAAUCUAUUUGAAAUGAAUAUCCCAUUGGUUAGACCCUUGGUGUGGACAUCUUUGCACUCUGCAACAAUCUUUCUAUUUUAGGUGGAUUUGACUGAUACUCUACUGCCUUGGAAAAUACAGGGCUCAAUUUUCUUUCUUUUGUUUCUUCAGCCACUUAAAAAAAAAAACAGAAAAUUGCAGGAAAGUGAAAGCAUACUCCUGACAAAGAUAAAGAGAGGCCUGCAUGAAGCAUCUCCAUUUCUUCCAAAGGGAGCUAGCGUGAUCUCCCCCUGCCUUGACUGAGAAAACAGGCAGAUUCUUCCUCACCUGGCCUAUGCCCACGUCCCCUCCCCCCCCCCCCAUGCCUGAACUAGGCUGUCAGGGGGUCCAGAGCUGGGUUGGGACACUACCCUGAAAAUAGGAGCCUCAGGCUUGCAAAUGUGCUGGAAAUUAACAGGUUCACCUCCAACAGGUGUGCGAGUGAAGGCUCCUGACCAGGUUGGAGGGUCCCAGCCACCUCCUCACCAUCACUGCCAUGAAUGACAUGGCAUUACUCAUGCUCAGUUCUCAUGGGCAUCAGGGCCAUUGCUGGUCUACAGAGAGAAACUGUGAGGUACAAAAAGACUCCCCUCCAGGCCAACUCAGCUCCUACAUGAGGUCUGGUUGGCCCAUGAGACACCUACCAAAGCUGACAUUCAGCCCCUUUUUCCUACAUUCACAAGGCCAAGGACAGCAGCAGCAAGCACCUUGAUCUGAAUUGGCUUUGAGGCCAUGGGCUCUGUAUCAUGUCAGUUUUCCUAUAGACUCUUCUCCAGCCUGAGAAGCCGCGAGAGGGGAGAGGGGGAUGUUAAUUUCCCACUGAAGAGGAAGUUGCCUCAGUUUCUCCUUCCGGUGCACCGAAUGUUGAGACUAGAAUUUAUAGCUCCAGUUGUGAGGAAGGAGAGGAGGUACGAAAGUGAAGGCCAUGAGCAGAGGGAAGUAAGUUAGCCCACAUGUAGACCAAGGAUGCUUUCGGACAGGGCUGUGGGUCCAGCAGACCCUCUCAUCCCCGCUUUCACAAACCCUGCUUCCUUGUGCCUGUAGAGCAGAAAGCACACCCAGGAGGUGGCCAGCACAGCAUCUGGGCCCUCAGUCGGGCACAGAUUCAGCUGGAGCAGGAGUUUAGGCACGGAAACCUCAUGUCCCAGACCAUCAUAUUAAAUCAGCAACAUUCUCGAAUGCCAAGCUAGAGUAACACAAAAGUCAACUGAUAUAGGACCCACGCCACGGGGAGGGAUUCAUAAAUUACUAAAUUCACUUGUGGAAAGUGCCCCAGGGCAUAUCAAUGGGAUGGGACUGCGCCCUCAACACCCCUUCCCCACCCUAAACAAGGAUACGAACAGUCGGACCACUCUGCAUCAUCCUUCAAGUCGUAAGCCACUUUAUUCCAGUCCCUUGAACAUCACAGGCCGGCCUGAUUUCAGACAGAACAGACUCCGUUUCCAGAGGCCCCUCAACACAGCAAUGGCAAUGAACAGCCCAGCACAGGAGUGACAUAAGCUUUUAGGCAUUCAGCCUUCUGGGUGCUGCCGAGUCCCUUGGCCACACUUGAGUGCAUUGGAUCAGACAUACAAAGGCCUUCCUGGGAAGGAGGAGAAUGAGAAAACAACCCUCAAGAAAAUACAGACAGGGUCAAUGGCAGGCAAGGACAAGGACUAUUUUCCGUCCAACCCGGGCGUGCCAGCAUUCAUCAGCCGUGCGACUGCUUUGUUUUCUUAACAGCUGGAGACGCUCUCCACUGCUUCUCACUCCAGCUCUAGGUUCUAGGGAACAGAGUGAGUCUGGCUCAGUAAGAUGUCAUGACUGAGGACAGAGCCCAGGUGGGCUUUCCCCAACAUUAACUGACUCCGCCAUCUAAGGAGAACUAAAGGAGGAAUUAGCUCUUCAAUCAAGAGCAGGAGAAAGUGGGAGGCAGCUCCUGAACAUCACCUAUAGAGGUGCCGGGUCCCCUUGCCACUGUGCACGCCGCGUCUUAGGUUAAUUCCCUAGUUUUCAAAACCAGAUUUUACCACUUGGCCAAUGGAGGGACUCAGCAAGUCUCACAGUAUAGAACCACUAUUAAAAAACCUGACACUCAGAGGAAGAUGGAGAUUAUUUUACUGAGUCCAGGUCUCAAAAUUUCACCCUGCCAAGUUGGUUCGUUUUGGUCAACCAUACAAAUUCAGAUUGUUACUAUCAGUUUAAAUGGAAUCGAGUAAUACACAGGAAUCUAGAGGUUAGAAUGGGCUCAGCAUCAUUUUCCUCAUGGUUAUAAGUUUAUCUUUCUGUGGUUCAUGGUCUACAGGAAGUCGCUUGGCUGCAGCCAAGGAGACCUCUCUGCCUUCUCUUGGGGCAGGAUCUCCCCGUCUACAUCCUUGAGUGUUUGGACUUCCCCAUGCCUACUGCUUGUGAAAAUAUGACUUACCUGUGACCAGCAACUUGUACUCUUACCUUUCAAUUCAAAUUAGGAUGUAUGAGGUCAUCAGACCAAACAGCAACUCAAAUUUGUAUUGUCACUUCUGUAAAUAGAAAUUUGCAUUCAGAGAACACGAUGAUGCAAGAUCCUUUUGGGUUCCCCAGGGUGGGCCUUGGAAAUCACAGACACACUUGCCUAUGCCUUCUUCAAGAUGAACCAGACGAUGCCCAACCUCUGACUCUUUUCAGGGCCGCUAGAGGCAUGGAAAAGUCAACAUUCCAGCUAUGGCUUCCUAACCAUACAUGUGGAUUAAAGCACUGGGCAGUCCCGAGAAUUUAUGCUAUUUGGGGUGGGGGUGGGAACAGCUACAGAAUAUUAUCUGCUCAGAAAAGCACCACACCUCUGAUCCAGGACUGUCAACGGGCUGCUGGGCUGGGUGGGCAAACCCACAUCUCUAAUAAAUAUGAACCUUCUGGUGCUCCAGUUGACACAUCCCACUCAAACUUGCCCCACUUCUAUUCCCGAGGCACUACCACUGGAAAAGCAUUCAAAAUUAAGGUUGGGCUCUGGUCAUGGUUACUUUGUACUUUUCUGGAAUAUAUAAAAUAUACCUGUUGAUUGGUGCAUUUGUGCAAAGACGGAUAUGAUUUUAAAAUAAGACAUAGACAUUCAUUAUAGCUGGCUUACUUCACAACAAGCUACUGAAAACAGUCUCCUGUAAUAAGAUUGUAUUAGUGCUCACUAAACAUGCAUUUCAUUUAAACAAGGCAAAACACUUAAUUUCAUCUGCAAUACCCAGUAUUUUAUAUACAGCAAUCUUUUUUUUUUUUUAAACUACAAUAGGCAACAAGAUGGGUCUGGUUUUGAAAUAUAAAUUACCAUUUGUGUUUAAUUUCCAGAGAAACUCAUCUUAGCUCAACUAGUGUAAACCUGGGAAGAAAUAGCUGAGCCAUCUUUUUCCUCUCCUCUAUGAAUUUACCUUGAAAUGUUCACAGCUUAGAAACUAAAGCCUGCUGGGGAAGAGGAUGGGGUGGGCCUCCAGGUGGGAAUCCCCCAGGCCCCUUUAAUAGCCUGGCCCGGAGGAUUCCUGGUCCCUGGGAAAUCGAGCAUCUGGUGCCAUCACCCCUAGGACAUGUGUUACUCCAGACCCAGGUGGGGAAUUUUGUUUUCCAAACAGGGCCCUCAAGCUUGCAAUACAAUCACUGGACUGGAUUGUUUUCUCUUCUCUUCUCUUGCCUCCCCCAGUCUUCAGUUUUAGAACACAGACUUUCGAAUCAAAGGAAAGGUAAUAAUAAUAACGAUGAAAAAUCGUCAGAACAAUGAACACCACAAAGUCUGUGCACGGCAGCACUGUUCAUGCUCUCCACAAGCGCGGGGGCUCUAGACAUUCCCACGAAGCGUCCACGACAAAAGAAGCUGCAGGCGGCACGGAGGGAGGUGCAUCCGACCACACGGGGAACAGCAUCACCGUCAAUAUUGUUUGGCAAAAAAAAAAAACUUUUUUUUUUUUGUU